Messenger RNA from Emiliania huxleyi CCMP1516, 323 nucleotides. RefSeq lists its product as hypothetical. The transcript has 2 exons. The annotation marks the transcript as partial. The record is from RefSeq and is a predicted model, not a curated record. NCBI's taxonomy places the organism in Eukaryota, Haptophyta, Isochrysidales, Noelaerhabdaceae.
AGCGCUCGACGGCUGUCGGGCUUUCUGGCCUGGCGCUCCCCAACGAUCUUUCUACCACUUCGCCCGCGCGAGCUUCUGGCAGCGCCUCUCUCUUCCUGCGCACGGCACGAGAGGCCGACGUGCACCUAAACACCUACACGGAUGUGCGGCGUCGCCGUCGGUGCUCUUUUGUCUCGCCGGAUAGGCAGUCUACGCUCGGCGGGUGCGCGCUGCCUCGGCCGCUGCGAUGUGCGUCUCGCCGCUGCCGCGCAGCCUUUGGCCAGCUCUUGUUGUGGCGCGGCCGUGGCGAGGGCCGCGCUCGCGUGCCGCUGUCGUCGCGUGAC